Messenger RNA from Lagopus leucura (white-tailed ptarmigan), 699 nucleotides. Its product is annotated as dynein axonemal heavy chain 7-like. Gene Ontology annotation, cellular component: dynein complex. NCBI's taxonomy places the organism in Eukaryota, Metazoa, Chordata, Aves, Galliformes, Phasianidae. Gene Ontology annotation, biological process: microtubule-based movement. Bases 6 to 443 code for a protein of 145 amino acids. Gene Ontology annotation, molecular function: minus-end-directed microtubule motor activity; dynein intermediate chain binding; dynein light intermediate chain binding. The record is from RefSeq and is a predicted model, not a curated record. The transcript has 3 exons.
AGUCCAUGAAGAGUCCUCCUGCUGGUGUCAAGCUUGUAAUGGAAGCCAUAUGCAUCCUUAAAGGUAUCAAGGCAGAUAGGAUUCCUGAUCCAACAGGUUCCGGAAGAAAAAUUGAGGAUUUCUGGGGUCCAGCUAAGAGACUUCUGGGUGACAUAAGAUUUCUUCAGUCCCUUCAUGAAUACGACAAGGAUAACAUUCCCCCGGCUUACAUGGCUAUCAUAAGAAAACAGUAUCUUACAAAUCCUGAGUUUGUACCAGACAAGAUUCGAAAUGCUUCCACAGCAGCAGAGGGUCUAUGCAAAUGGGUCAUAGCCAUGGAUGUUUAUGAUAAAGUGAUAAAAAAUGUUGCGCCCAAAAAGCUGAAGUUGAAUGAAGCUGAAGGAGAAUUGAAGAUUGCUAUGGAUGGUCUAAGAAAGAAACAAGCUGACCUGAAAGAAGUCUAGGAUAAAUUGGCUGUACUCCAGCAGAUGCUGGAAUCCAAGAAACAGGAGAAGGCUGACUUAGAAAAUCAGGUUGAACUAUGCUGCAAAAAAAUGCAGCAAGCAGAGCAGUUGAUUGGAGGCCUCGGUGGUGAAAAAACUCAUUGGAAUGAGACCGCUUUGGAGCUGGCAAGGCAGUACAUCAGUUUGACUGGAGAUAUACUUAUUUCGUCAGGAAUCGUAGCUUACCUAGGAGCAUUUACAUCCAGCUACAGAAAAG